AUGGUCGGUUCACUAGCUCUCGUUUUUCUCGGUUUACAGGUGCUCUCUAUCGUCGUAAACGCGGCCAGCAAGUCUACCGAAACAUCUACUCUUCAUCGUAACAUGGAUCCCCGCUCCCCACAAGGCACAACCAAACCAUCUGGAAGUAAUCAGAAAAGGCCUCCUUCGCCUGAUCCGCGACCCAGCACGACUGAGGGUGGGACUCCAAUAAAUCCACCCAGUAACGGGAAACCGGUCCCAUUUGGUUUCGGUUCUAAAGUUACCGGUGGUGGAAAUGCCGCGCCACAAACCCCAAGGGAUACAGCGGAGCUACAAGCCUGGCUCACCGAUAAGGUUCCCCGCGUGAUUUUAAUUCGUAAAACUUACGACUUCACCCUUCCCUCUCGAAACAUAACCGCCCCCGCUUACACCAUUGAUAACCAUUGUUCCACCCAGGUUUCACUCCAAGCUUCUGGCUUGGAGCCUAUAAAAGUGGCAAGCCACAAGACUUUAUUGGGUGUCGGCGCAACAGCAAUUAUCAAAGGAAAAGGGCUGGCCCUGAAUAAGGUCCAAAAUGUUAUAAUACAGAAUGUUCACAUUACUUGGCUCAAUCCAUCGGUAGUCUGGGGAGGUGAUGCGUUAUCAUUCAAUGGCGCAAGUAAUAUAUGGAUUGACCAUUGCUCCUUCAGCAACAUAGGUCGUCAAAUGAUUGUCAGUGGCGGAAAAUCAAGUGCUACCGAGGCCAAUACGGGUAUCACAAUAUCCAAUAAUCUCUUUUCGGGCAAAACUAAAUGGUCUUCAAAGUGUAACGACCGACAUUACUGGAAUGCACUAUUCUCAGGACCAAAUGAUCAAAUCACAAUGGCUCGCAAGAAGAAGUCCACGAACCGGAGGUUCAGGGAAUCCAAAGGUCCUACUGCAUUACUAUAA
This is a messenger RNA of Puccinia triticina, 909 nucleotides long. RefSeq lists its product as uncharacterized. The transcript is spliced from 9 exons. The record is from RefSeq and is a predicted model, not a curated record. NCBI's taxonomy places the organism in Eukaryota, Fungi, Basidiomycota, Pucciniomycetes, Pucciniales, Pucciniaceae. The coding region runs from base 1 to 909 and encodes 302 amino acids. Gene Ontology annotation, molecular function: pectate lyase activity.